Molecule: messenger RNA, 1925 nt
Organism: Bicyclus anynana (squinting bush brown)
Lineage: Eukaryota; Metazoa; Arthropoda; Insecta; Lepidoptera; Nymphalidae
Product: nudC domain-containing protein 1
Exons: 2
Coding region: 173-1903 (576 amino acids)
Source: RefSeq, a predicted model, not a curated record
CUGACACCUUUGACAGUUUGACACUGUCAAUGCCAAAUUCUGCUGUAAAAAAUAUUUAUUCAAAAAAUACGAAAUCGAAUGGCAGAGGAUACUAAAUAAAACAGUGUUAAUAAAAUUUGUGUACUUAAAUAUCUUUCCGAAUUGUACCUACCUGUAGUUUCUAGUAAAAAUCAUGCCGUCAUCACUAGUAGAACUGCGUCCAAACCGGCGGCUUUUGGACCACGAGUUUGAGGGAUACAAACUCAAAUUGCAAGCGCUCCCACAUUUCUGCUUAGACUUAACUUCACCCGUCGACAGGUUGUACCCCGAUGAAACACAAUUCUCCUUUAUCCACGCUAAACUGUUCGCACUCCACAACCACUUAGUUCUGGAUUUAUGGGACCAUCAGUAUAAUUACUACUACGUGGACGUAUCACAGAGAGUAUGUAAUGUAACAUUCGAUAAUAUUAACGGUACAUUCCAAACUGCAGUUGUGUAUGCUGUCCCCGCACUUGUCGAGAGGCAAUCUGGCCACUUCAACCUGUGUCUCACAUUCCCUUCCAACAGCCUAGCUGUAGUGAGCGAUGGCACUGGUUACUUACAUAUUGUAGAUACAGGCACCAGGAAUAGGCCUGCAGGGGACAAGCAAAAAUGGAACACUUUGUUUUCUAACUUGGUCCUUGGAGCUGGAAAAUAUUUCACCAUUACUGAUACUCGGAUUCAAGUUAAAAACAACAUACAAAUAUUACACUGUCUCUUGCAAUCUGUUGAGCAAAGAGAAAAGCAUUUUGAUUCUAUCCUGACAUGGGUGACCUUUGAAAAUGAUGGUCAGUCUUGGAAACAGUCUGCAACAAAACAAGUUGAAGGGAAAGGCAUCAUUCAUUAUGCUGCUCUAGAGACUAAUUGUGAUGCACUGUAUGUUGCAUCUGAUCAUUUAUUUAAGUUCACUUCAGAUUCUGAGAAAGAAAUUACAGUGAAAGCAAAGGAUGAGCCAAAACAUAUAAUUUACACUUGGUUGCAAACAGCGGAAGAUGUCACAAUUACACUGAAGUUAGAAAAGCCAUUCGACAAAAAUCUCUUAUCUGUCAAUGUUACCCCACUGGCUAUAACAGUAAGUUAUGCUGGGAAAGACUUUAUGAAUGGCAAAUUAAAGCAUAAGGUUGAUAGUGAGCUGACAACUUGGAAUGUACAGGAGGACGGCCAAGUAGACAUAUUGAUAACUAAAUCUGAAAGCGCAAAUUGGGAUCAGUUGAUAGAAGGAGGUGACAGAAACGGUGAGCAAAUAAUAGAUGCCAGCUUAGUGGAGGAAGUACAUAAAAGAUUAGCUCACUUGUGUUCUGAAUCUGAGGUAUUAGUUGACCGGCAGGUACCUGGUCUUAAUACACAGGAGCUGGAAGAAUGUGAUGCUGCUUCAGAGGAGGAUACUGUAUUAGUUCGCAUGGAUGCAGCAAACCAUGAAAUAACUCACAGAGUAUCACUCAGUGUACAUCAAUAUAUGUUCAGUAUCAAACUAGAAACACACGAAGUGCCAGCGUUGGCUCUGAGACACGAUGUAGAUGCCUGUAUAUGGCAACCAUACGCACAACUUGUUAAUUCAGACACUUGGCCUAUGAAACAUGAAGGAACUUUAAUGGCAUUUGGGUAUGUGCAAUUUUCCAAGCAGAAUAGAAAAUUUAUUACUUGCUCUCCAAACUUCCUAUACAGUGUAGCGUGUGAAGCUUCACAGCACAUAUUCAUUUAUAAGAGCAUUGGUAGCCAAGACUGUCAGUUACGAAGAAGAUCUGAAGGCAUUACAAAGAAUAUUAAAAUUGGUCAGCAACAUGUUGUAAAUAUAGAUAAAUAUGGUGAAGUUUUAGGGAUCAAUGCUACAAAUGAAUAUCUGUUUGUUCUGACAGAGAAAAAUUUAAUAGCUAUAGGUGUUUAAUAAAGUGUACAUUUAUAUUUGA